AGUAUCAGUCAUCGCAGAAGACGGUUCGGCAAAACAUAAUUGUUUUAGUUUUUAUCUUUUAAUAUAGCAGUUUUAUUCGCAUUGCAUGGACAGAAAGUAAUUAUUUAAGGCAGUGAGUUUCCAACAAGCUAUUACGAUGACGCAAAUGCUACCUAUAAGGUUUCAGGAGCAUUUACAGCUCACAAAUGUGGGCAUCAGCGCGACGUCGGUCUCCUUCAACACCCUCACCAUGGAGUCCGACAAAUUCAUCUGCGUCCGUGAAAAGGUUGGCGAGACCGCCCAGGUUGUCAUCAUCGAUAUGAAUGAUGCAAAUAAUCCUAUCAGAAGACCCAUCAGUGCGGAUUCUGCUAUUAUGAAUCCUGCUAGCAAAGUUAUUGCAUUGAAAGGAAAAGCUGGCGUUGAAGCCCAAAAGACUCUUCAGAUCUUCAAUAUUGAAAUGAAAUCAAAAAUGAAAGCACACACAAUGUCUGAAGAUGUCGUAUUCUGGAAAUGGAUUUCAUUGAAUACUCUUGCUCUUGUUACCGAGACAUCUGUAUUCCACUGGUCCAUGGAAGGAGACUCAACACCAGUAAAAAUGUUUGACAGACACUCUUCACUCAAUGGUUGUCAAAUAAUAAAUUAUCGUACAGAUCCUAAACAGGCUUGGCUUUUGCUAGUUGGUAUAUCUGCACAACAAAAUCGUGUAGUAGGAGCUAUGCAAUUGUAUUCAGUUGAGAGAAAGUGCUCACAACCUAUUGAAGGACAUGCAGCGUCAUUUGCCACUUUUAAAAUGGAGGGUAAUGCUGAACCUAGUACCCUGUUUUGUUUUGCUGUCCGCACAGUCCAAGGGGGAAAAUUACACAUAAUCGAGGUUGGGCAGGCACCACAAGGAAAUCAGCCUUUUGCUAAAAAAGCUGUUGAUGUAUUUUUCCCUCCAGAAGCACAAAAUGACUUUCCUGUAGCAAUGCAGGUUUCUUCUAAGUAUGAUGUGAUUUAUCUUAUUACAAAGUAUGGCUAUAUACACAUGUAUGAUAUUGAAACUGCCACAUGCAUUUACAUGAAUCGAAUCUCAAGCGAUACAAUAUUUGUCACAGCUCCUCAUGAAGCCAGUGGUGGUAUAAUUGGAGUGAAUCGUAAAGGGCAAGUUCUAUCAGUAACAGUAGAGGAGGAUAAUAUAAUCCCUUAUAUCAACUCAGUGUUACAAAAUCCAGAUCUUGCUUUAAGAAUGGCUGUUCGAAAUAAUCUAGCUGGCGCUGAAGAUUUAUUUGUGAGAAAGUUCAAUUUGCUGUUUCAAAAUGGACAAUAUGGAGAAGCCGCAAAGGUUGCUGCUAAUGCUCCAAAGGGUAUUUUGCGUACACCACAAACAAUUCAAAGAUUUCAGCAAGUGCCAACAACUGCUGGACAAACAUCUCCAUUAUUGCAAUAUUUCAGUAUUCUGUUAGAUCAGGGUCAAUUAAAUCGAUAUGAAUCACUUGAACUUUGUCGGCCUGUUUUAAUACAAGGACGAAAAGUACUUUUGGAAAAAUGGUUGAAGGAAGACAAACUGGAAUGCUCUGAAGAACUUGGUGAUCUAUUUAAGCAAGCUGAUGAAAGUAAUGCAACUCUUGCUUUAUCAGUUUAUUUGCGAGCAAAUGUACCAAGUAAAGUAAUUCAAUGUUUUGCUGAAACUGGACAAUUCCAAAAGAUAGUCUUAUAUGCCAAAAAGGUAUCUUACACUCCUGACUACAUUUUGUUAUUGAGAAGCGUGAUGAGAACAAAUCCAGAUCAAGGUGCUGAGUUUGCCAGCAUGCUUGUAGCUGAUGAAGAACCGUUGGCUGAUAUUAACCAAAUAGUUGAUAUAUUCAUGGAGCAAAACAUGGUUCAACAAUGCACAUCGUUCUUGCUGGACGUUUUGAAAAAUAAUAGGCCUACAGAAGGUCCAUUGCAAACUAGGUUAUUGGAAAUGAAUCUUGUCAAAGCUCCACAAGUAGCUGAUGCAAUUUUGGGAAAUGCUAUGUUUACUCAUUAUGACAGAGCGCAUGUUGCACAGCUCUGUGAAAAGGCUGGAUUAUUACAAAGAGCUCUUGAACAUUACACUGAUUUGUAUGAUAUCAAACGAGCAGUUGUCCACACACAUCUACUAUCAGCUGAUUGGUUAGUAGGAUUUUUUGGAACUUUAUCAGUAGAAGAUUCUUUGGAGUGUUUGAAAGCCAUGCUGACAGCUAACAUUCGUCAAAAUCUGCAAAUAUGUGUCCAAAUCGCAACCAAAUAUCAUGAACAAUUAACCACAAAGGCAUUAAUUGACUUAUUCGAAGGUUUUAAGAGCUAUGAGGGAUUGUUCUAUUUCUUAGGAUCAAUAGUUAACUUUAGCCAAGACCAAGAAGUACAUUUCAAAUAUAUUCAAGCUGCUUGCAAGACAGGACAAAUAAAAGAAGUUGAAAGAAUUUGCAGAGAAAGUAAUUGCUACAAUGCAGAAAGAGUUAAAAACUUCUUAAAAGAGGCUAAAUUAACUGAUCAACUUCCACUGAUCAUUGUUUGUGAUCGUUUUGACUUUGUGCAUGAUUUGGUCUUGUACUUGUACAGAAAUUCUUUACAAAAAUAUAUUGAGAUCUAUGUGCAGAAGGUAAAUCCCUCCCGGUUGCCAGUUGUUGUUGGUGGACUUUUGGAUGUAGAUUGCUCUGAGGAUAUCAUUAAGAAUUUGAUUCUGGUAGUACGUGGACAGUUUUCUACUGAUGAACUUGUUGAGGAAGUGGAGAAGAGAAACAGGUUAAAGCUUUUGCUGCCAUGGCUCGAAUCUAGGGUGCAUGAAGGAUGCGUUGAACCAGCCACUCAUAAUGCUCUUGCUAAAAUUUACAUUGAUAGCAAUAACAAUCCUGAAAGAUUCCUUAAAGAAAAUCAAUGGUAUGACAGCAGAGUUGUUGGUAGAUAUUGUGAAAAGCGUGACCCGCACCUUGCAUGUGUAGCUUAUGAGCGUGGCCAAUGUGAUCGGGAAUUGAUCGCUGUUUGUAAUGAAAAUUCAUUGUUCAAAUCCGAAGCGCGAUAUUUGGUGAGAAGACGUGAACCAGAAUUGUGGGCUGAAGUGUUAUCAGAGGAAAAUCCUUACAAACGACCAUUGAUUGAUCAGGUAGUGCAAACUGCUCUCUCAGAAACACAGGAUCCUGAAGAUAUUUCAGUAACAGUGAAAGCUUUCAUGACUGCCGACUUACCAAAUGAACUCAUUGAGCUCUUAGAAAAAAUUGUAUUGGACAGUUCAGUAUUUUCUGACCAUAGGAAUUUACAGAAUCUACUUAUUUUAACAGCGAUCAAAGCCGAUAGAACAAGAGUGAUGGAUUACAUCAAUCGCUUGGAUAAUUAUGACGCGCCUGAUAUCGCAAACAUCGCAAUUAACAAUCAGUUAUAUGAAGAAGCUUUUGCUAUAUUUAAGAAGUUUGAUGUUAAUACUUCAGCCAUUCAGGUGUUGAUUGAACAAGUCAAUAACCUUGAUCGUGCAUAUGAAUUCGCUGAACGGUGCAAUGAACCAGCCGUUUGGUCUCAAUUGGCCAGGGCGCAAUUGCAACAGGGUCUUGUCAAGGAAUCCAUCGACAGUUACAUCAAAGCUGAUGAUCCUAGUGCUUACAUGGAUGUUGUUACAACCGCCAGCUCAAACAAUAGUUGGGAAGAUCUUGUUAGAUAUUUACAGAUGGCUAGAAAGAAGGCACGUGAGUCGUACAUUGAGAGCGAAUUGAUAUACGCCUAUGCUCGUACUGGUCGCUUGGCUGACUUGGAAGAAUUUGUAUCGGGCCCGAAUCAUGCUGACAUUCAAAAAAUUGGAGAUCGUUGCUUUGAAGAUAAAAUGUAUGAUGCAGCAAAACUCUUGUAUAACAAUGUGAGCAAUUUUGCACGUUUGGCUAUCACUUUGGUACAUCUCAAAGAAUUCCAAGGAGCUGUUGAUGGUGCAAGAAAAGCAAACUCCACAAGAACUUGGAAAGAAGUUUGUUUUGCUUGUGUAGAUGCCGAAGAAUUCAGACUUGCUCAAAUGUGUGGAUUACAUAUUGUAGUUCAUGCUGACGAACUUGAAGAUUUGAUCAACUAUUAUCAAGACCGUGGCUAUUUUGAAGAAUUAAUAGGUUUGCUGGAAGCCGCUUUAGGAUUGGAGCGCGCGCACAUGGGAAUGUUCACAGAGCUUGCUAUACUUUAUUCUAAAUACAAAACUGCUAAAAUGCGUGAACAUUUGGAAUUGUUCUGGUCUCGUGUAAAUAUACCUAAGGUACUGAGAGCAGCAGAACAAGCACAUUUAUGGUCGGAACUAGUUUUUCUAUAUGACAAAUAUGAGGAGUAUGAUAAUGCAGUAUUGGCUAUGAUGGCACAUCCAACUGAAGCUUGGAGGGAGGGACACUUUAAGGACAUUGUAACUAAAGUUGCUAACAUGGAAUUGUACUACAAAGCCAUACAGUUUUAUUUAGAUUAUAAACCCUUACUGCUGAAUGAUAUAUUACUUGUGCUGGCACCACGGAUGGAUCAUACUCGGGCAGUUGCAUUUUUCACAAAAACAAACCAUUUGCAAUUGGUAAAAGUCUACUUAAGAUCAGUACAAAGCUUGAAUAACAAGGCAAUUAAUGAAGCAUUAAAUGGUUUAUUGAUAGAUGAAGAAGAUUAUCAGGGAUUAAGAACAUCAAUUGAUGCUUUUGAUAACUUUGACAACAUUGCAUUGGCACAACAGUUAGAGAAACAUGAAUUAACAGAAUUUAGACGAAUUGCAGCAUACUUAUACAAAGGUAACAAUCGUUGGAAGCAGAGUGUGGAGUUAUGUAAGAAAGAUAGAUUAUUUAAAGAUGCAAUGGAGUAUGCGGCUGAAUCUCGGCAACAAGAUGUUGCAGAAGAAUUACUUAGUUGGUUUUUGGAGCGUGGAGCACACGACUGCUUUGCUGCUUGCCUAUAUCAAUGUUAUGAUUUGCUUAGACCUGAUGUUAUUAUGGAAUUGGCGUGGAGGCAUAAUAUAAUGGACUUUGCAAUGCCGUAUUUGAUUCAAGUCACUCGAGAGUAUACUGCAAAAGUUGAUAAAUUAGAACAGAAUGAAGCUGAAAGGCAACAGGAAGGUGCCGAACAAGAGAACAAACCAAUGAUGCUGUCUGAGCCCCAGCUUAUGUUAACCGCUGGUCCAAUACCUCCUCAAUAUGCCCAAGGAUACGCUCCAGGUUAUGCGCCCAAUAUGCCCUAUCAAGGAUACGGCAUGUAAAUCAAGUAAAUAUUCAGUAGACAAUUCAUAAAAAUUUAAGUUAAGAGUCAUUUUAAAUUCCAUUUGCAAUGUAACUAUUGCAUAAGCAUCUCUGAGAAAACAAUUGCAUAUAUCAAUAUAUAUUUCUAUAUAUAACGGCAUAUAUAAUUUCCUUAUAUAAAUUGGCAAUUGUAUAAAAAUAGUAUUAUGAGUUAUGAGAACUUUUUGUUCUAAAAGUUUAUGCAAAAUAUGUUUUCCUUAACUGCAUAUAAAUGUAACUGCAUAUGUACUGUGAACAAUGAAAAAAUGUACUAUUAAUAUAUUAUCAAUAAUUAUGAAAAUAUGGUAAAAGAAUGUAGGGUUAUAUAGAAUGCAAAAUCCCCGAUAAAAAGUAUAUGAGCUAAAUUUAA
Ctenocephalides felis (cat flea) is the source of this 5562-nucleotide messenger RNA. It is a transcript of the gene Chc, whose product is annotated as clathrin heavy chain. The transcript is spliced from 21 exons. Gene Ontology annotation, cellular component: cell cortex; clathrin coat of trans-Golgi network vesicle; clathrin coat of coated pit. Gene Ontology annotation, molecular function: structural molecule activity; clathrin light chain binding. The record is from RefSeq and is a predicted model, not a curated record. Bases 137 to 5173 code for a protein of 1678 amino acids. Gene Ontology annotation, biological process: receptor-mediated endocytosis; intracellular protein transport. NCBI's taxonomy places the organism in Eukaryota, Metazoa, Arthropoda, Insecta, Siphonaptera, Pulicidae.